AUGGCUGCAGCUAAUAUCACACUUCCACAAAUCGCUGUAAAACUAUGUAGAAUAUGUUAUGAGACUGAUAAUGAAAAUGAUUUGAUUAGUCCAUGUUUAUGUAGUGGUAGUUCAGCUUAUGUCCAUAGAAAAUGUUUAGAUAAUUGGCGAUCAUUAAAUACAAACGGAAAAUCUUUUAGUUUCUGUAAUGUUUGUCAAUUUAAAUAUGUUAUUGAACCAGUUAUAGAUGAUCCAACAGCUGAUAGAAAAAGAUUAUUACUGUACCGUUUCUUGGUUACUCGUGAUAUAACAGUGAUUAUGUUACUAGUUCAAUUAAUCAUUGUUGGAAUAGCAUUUUUAUUACAGUUAAUAGAUAAAAAGGAGAAACAUAUCAAAGAUUUAUAUCCAGAUUCGAUGAAAUCAUUUGGUGUCUACUAUUUAAGCAGUUUCAUAUUAUGUUUGGCCCUUUUAGGUUUGUUUGGUCUAAUUGGUUCUUGCUGCGGGUGGUUGAGAAAUGAAAGUAGCAGUGAUAAUACUACUUGUCCUAAUUGUGCUUGUUACGGAUGUUAUUUUGUGCCUGUGAAUUGCCCUGAUUGCGACAGUGGGGGUGGACAUGGUGGUCCAUUCCUGUUAGUCGUUGUAUUAAUAUUUGCUAUUAUUGGAGUGUUUGUUGGGGUGAUAUUAACCGGAAUAAUUUUAAGAAAAAUUAUAAAACGUCAUACAAACAAAUUAUGGUUAAGACAGGAAGCUAAAAAAUAUAUUGUUAAAGAUUUUCAAGGAAGGAGAGAUGAGUUAACAAGUGCACAAAUUCACAAACCUAUCGCCCAGUCGCCAAGCGGUACUAAAAUUGGGAAAACUCAGGCAGUGAAAUCGACAACGGUGAAGCCAUCAGCACCACUUCAGGCAGUGAAAUCGACAACAGUGAAGCCAUCAGCACCACUUCAGGCAGUGAAAUCGAUAACGAUAAAACCCUCAGCACCAGUUCAAGUGUCAUCCAUAACUACAUAUGAUGCGCUCGACAAAUUUCGUUCAAAAUUUGUUAUCACACAAGCUAUUUAUAAUGAUAUCAUAUUGGUAUUAAAAGAUGGUUGGGGUGAAGCUCAGCUUAAAUUCUGGGUUCGUAAGCAUUUUAAAUUAGUUACUAUUGGUGAAUUACAAGUUGUUUAUGGUAUUAAAUCAUAUAAUCCGGUGAACACAUAUGAACAAUUAUACACGACAAUUAAAGAAUAUCAUGAAAGAGUAGGACAUCAUGGUCGCGAUAAAACGUGGAAAGAGGUAGUAUUCUGUACUCUACUACUAAAAAUUGAUAAAGUUGAUAGAACUAACACAACACCGAAAAUUUUACCAUGUAAAGUCAUUUCAAUACAAUCAUCAUCUGAUAAUAUGCAUACCUAUCGUCUUUGUACAACAAAAUGUGUUCUAUCCUCAAGAUAUGGUGUUAAUGAUCUCAUAGACUUAACAAAAUGUAAGUUUUCGGAAUUACGUGCUAUUGAUUCUCAAACAUUACCAACACAAACAUUUAUUCAAGCUUGUAAAGAUUACGUUAGUAGCGGUGUUAAUCCAAUUGUAGAAGCUUGUGCUUGUACUAGUGGUUGUGCUACAAAAAAAUGUUCAUGCAAAGCAGCUAAAGUACCACGUGGUACCAAAUGCCAUCCUGCUAAAAAAAAACACUGUUCAAAUAAAUAG
Molecule: messenger RNA, 1665 nt
Organism: Didymodactylos carnosus
Lineage: Eukaryota; Metazoa; Rotifera; Eurotatoria; Philodinida; Philodinidae
Source: the annotation of a GenBank genome assembly